AUGGCUGCAAAACAUGGCUUAUUGCCUCACCUGCAACCGGGCGAGGUGACUUUACUGGACUACGCUGCGGAUGACUCUCGCGAUGUCGUGACUUUAUCGGACAAGGAGGCUCUGGUGCUCCAGCUCUACAGCCGGAUCCAGGAACAACAACUGGAGAAAGCUGUGCUCGAACAGAAUUUGGAAUCGCUUUCCGGCGAAAAUGCAGAAGAGCAGCUCGCGAUCGCGGAACGUGAACUCUUGGAGGCGCGAUCUACCUACACGGUCAGGAGGAAGGCAGUCCACACGAUCCUCAUGACCGACCCGAUUCUCAAAGCCGUUCACCUGAAGGCUACAACCCCUGCUGAAAGAGCACUUCUUCGUCUGGUGAACCGACGCGACGUGCUCGCGCUUGCACAUGAGAACCUAGCCUCGGCACAUGACCUAGUGCUGAGACAGCUCUCAAACCUGCAAGUAGAAAAUCUACAGAUCAAUCGCGAGAACCAGGAGCUGGUGCGACAGCUACUAGAGCUCACUAAACAGGAUUCAUCGUGGCGAGAAAAACUUGACGAUCCCGAGCUCUUGUCGCAACUGGAUGAGCUCGAAGUGGAUCUGAAGGGGCGCAAGGCGCACUGGGAGACUAUGAAGAAUAUCGCUAGCGCGGUUGUUGUCGGAAGUGGACUAGACUGGGCAGAUGAUGAUAAGCUUCGCGCGCUGGUGCUGGAUGAAAGUGAUGAUAUCUGA
Messenger RNA from Penicillium antarcticum, 720 nucleotides. Its product is annotated as centromere protein H. NCBI's taxonomy places the organism in Eukaryota, Fungi, Ascomycota, Eurotiomycetes, Eurotiales, Aspergillaceae. The coding region runs from base 1 to 720 and encodes 239 amino acids. Gene Ontology annotation, biological process: kinetochore assembly. The transcript has 3 exons. Gene Ontology annotation, cellular component: kinetochore. The record is from RefSeq and is a predicted model, not a curated record.